ACCAAACUGUUCGAAAACAACAGCGCGAAAAAGUAGCUCGACAGCUGACGACUAGUAUUAACUACAUGUCUAUCGUGCGAUUUAAUGUACGACGUCUGUGUCUUAACGUUAUAUUAGCUGUUUAGCGUCUUACUUUUUAGUCAAAGGAAACCCUUGUUUGUCGUUGCUUUACUAGUGUUGGCUAAUUAGCUUAGCCAGACGUUAUAUUAACUUCUCAUUGCAGUACAUUACCCGUUAUCGUUAACUAGCUAGCAGAUAUGAAACCCGUGCGAGGGUCUAACCGGGCUGCAUCAAAAGCACCUAACUUGAAAAAGAGGAAAAAAACAGAAGAGAUAACAAAACAAGAAGCAAUAGAGCAUCGGGACCAGGAGCUCAGUGAUGUUAACAGUGGCAAGAGCACCCACCCAAAGCCAGCACAGAAGAGGAAAGCUGAAGGCCCAUCUUCAGCUCCCAAGAAAGUUAAAGGACAGGAAAACUGGAAGGUGAUGCCGAGGUCCUCUAUCACUGCUCUGGAGAACAUAAUGGACCUGGCAAUACUAGCUACUCUUGCUUUGAGACAGAAAGAGAAGACAGAGAGCCAGGAACAUCUGAACAUAAUGAAAAACAGGUUCCUUGCUCAGUGUGCACAGCUCAAAGUUCCAGAACAGAAACAAAAAGAUUUGGAGCGGACAUCUCACCGCCACCAGGAGGAGACCAAGAAGUUGGUGGUUGGAGAGAAGACUCUGGGGACAUUGGAGGAAGACUUGAGGGCAGUGGUUCGUGCUCUGGAGAGUACAGAGGAGCAGACCGUCUCUUUACAGAAUACCUGCAGUACACUGAGAGACCAGGUGGAAGAGGAGGAGGAAAAAGCUAAAGAGAACUUACAGAUAAGUGAACAAUCAGUUCUUGACCUUCCACCUCACCUUCCACAAAAAGACGAGACAACAUUAGAGACUUGGAUGAGAAAAAUGAUACCAGACAGUGACUCAGAGGCCACUGCACGAAAACUGGGAGAAAUUCUGCAGCAAUCAAAGCCCAUCCAGGAUGCCCAGGUGCUUCUUUUACAUGCACACAAACUCGCUGAUCAGCUGUUCAACCCUGGCUUCACACCCACCACUGGUGCAACUUGUUCUGAGGGAACUUAGCCAAAUCUCUCCUUACACAGGUCUGAAAAAAUGUUAUGAAAGCAAGAAAAAUGGACAUGUGUAAGUAGUGUGCACACAUUUUCUGUAGCAUUGGUGCAUGAGGAAAUAGUACUUGGUGUUAAUGUUUCUCAGUUCCACUUUUUGUGGCUGUGAAACAAAACAUGUGCAAUAAGCAAUGGAGCCUAAAAAAUUGCAGCCACUUUGUGUUGAGUUAGAAAUUUCCAAAAUUUCAGUAGUAGUUGUGUUAUUAAAGACCGCAACCAUGUCAAUCAUGAGGAUUUCUUUAAGUUUGGGAAAAGCAAAGAAAGAUUGUGUAAGUAGGUAAAAAAAUGCAGUGUGUGUUGUUCUCCAGGUUUCUGCUAUUGGUUCAGUAUGAAGAUAAAUAUCAACAUUAUAAAUCAGGGGUCACUUAGCAGAUAUUUGUUUUUGGUGCAAAGAAAGUUCAGACACCCAAGUUCUAAAAUCGUUUGAGCCUAAACACCAAAAUAAUGAACUUCAAUUCAAGAAAUAUUGCUGUUAAAAAGAUAUAAACUAAAGGCAAAUUCAUUCUUACAAGCACAGCUGUCAAAAGUGACAAUAUGAUCAGAUAUAAGUACAUGGACAGGAGAAAUGACUUUUGUUUUUCAUGUUUAAUUGUAGACAGAAAAAAUAUAAAGUGCUACCAAGUUUU
This is a messenger RNA of Lates calcarifer (barramundi perch), 1794 nucleotides long. It is a transcript of the gene cenpq, whose product is annotated as centromere protein Q. NCBI's taxonomy places the organism in Eukaryota, Metazoa, Chordata, Actinopteri, Centropomidae. The transcript is spliced from 8 exons. Bases 258 to 1124 code for a protein of 288 amino acids. The record is from RefSeq and is a predicted model, not a curated record.